Messenger RNA from Plectropomus leopardus (leopard coralgrouper), 597 nucleotides. Lineage: Eukaryota; Metazoa; Chordata; Actinopteri; Perciformes; Serranidae. The record is from RefSeq and is a predicted model, not a curated record.
ACGUGUAACCAGCUGGAGAUACUCGGGGGUCCGGUCUCCAGGAAUGGACCCUUUGGCAAGGGCGACAGUCUGACCAUGAAGAAAGCCAUGGCGGUGGCUCAGCACCAUGACGCAGUGUCGGGCACAGAGAAGCAACACGUAGCAAACGACUACGCCAGGCGGCUGGCUGGCGGCUGGCAACACUGUCAGGUUCUUGUCAGUAACAGUCUGGCUGCCCUGAGUGGCUCAUCUGCUGAGCGAAUCUUCUGUGACAACCUCAACAUCAGUGUGUGUCCUCUCACUGAGUCCAGCAAGAAGUUCUCAGUCAAUGUGUACAAUCCUCUCGCUCGCCCCGUCACUUGGCCGGUCAGGCUGCCGGUGAACGGGACCGCAUACGACGUAUCAGAUGCUGAAGGCAAAUCAGUGGACUGUCAGGUGGUUCCGGUGUCCGCGGCCACCCGGGACGUGAGGAGAAACCGAGGCUUCGCCGUCAAUGAGCUGGUGUUCCAGGUGCAGGCUCCUCCUCUGGGCUUCUCCACCUACUCUGUGUCGCUGCUUCAGGACGGGCCUCCACCUGCCGCCACAGAGCGCCGCGCGCCCACCACCAUCGCGAACAAG